AUGACCACCUACGCGAUCAUUGGCGCCUCCAGAGGUAUCGGCUUGGAGUUCGUUCAGCAGCUACGCACGGAAUAUCAGGCAAAGAAGCCGGACGCAGUCGUGUUUGCCGUCGUCCGCGAUGUCAGCCCGGCGUACCUCCAGCCCGUGGCAGCGGCACACAAGAACGUCCACGUCAUACAGGGCGACGUUGCGGACCACGGAUCCCUUGCGCGCGCUGCUGAAGACAUUGCUGCCAUGUACGGAGGUGUCCUCGACGUUCUCAUCCAUAACGCUGCUCGCAUGAACUCUGCUCAGAUCUUCCGUGGUUUCGAGGAUUACAAAGACCUUGACGAGCUGGAUGCAGACUUUGUUGACGCCUUCAAGAUCAACACGCUCGGCGUCGUCCACAGCGUCUCCGCCUUUCUUCCUCUGCUCCAGCGUAGCACAGCGCCGACGCGGAAGAUCGUCGUCAUCAGCAGCGGCGGAGCGAUCCCCGGGCGUGUUGUGCGUACCUCCGAGACCGGCAUCGUCGCGUACUGCACGACCAAGGCUGCCGCGGUCAUGGUCGCCGCGAAGUAUGCCGCACGCCUCGCCACCGAGAGGUUCGCUGUCGUCUCCAUGAACCCCGGGGUUGUCGACACCUCCGGGACGGCCGCUGCUACCUCGGAGCGUUCGUUCCAGGAUGUGGUCGACGAUUUGAGCGAGGCAGGGCUCAACACAGAGCUCCUCACGCCGUCGCAGUCUGUCGCGGCACAGCUUGCUGUUAUCGAACGCCUCACCCCGGAGGAGAACGGUGCAUUUCUGUCAUACACAGGAGAGACGGCCGCAUAGUGCUGAGUACCUAUAUUGUGCAAGUCGUGAUUGGAAGGGAAAUGUGCGCACCGGUGUAUGCUUACGACGUGUUCAGGUAUACGCUUAUCCAACUCUUCG
Messenger RNA from Trametes versicolor FP-101664 SS1, 909 nucleotides. RefSeq names its product NAD-P-binding protein. Gene Ontology annotation, molecular function: oxidoreductase activity, acting on the CH-OH group of donors, NAD or NADP as acceptor. The coding region runs from base 1 to 810 and encodes 269 amino acids. The transcript has 6 exons. NCBI's taxonomy places the organism in Eukaryota, Fungi, Basidiomycota, Agaricomycetes, Polyporales, Polyporaceae. The record is from RefSeq and is a predicted model, not a curated record.